Messenger RNA from Amorphotheca resinae ATCC 22711, 503 nucleotides. RefSeq lists its product as hypothetical. Lineage: Eukaryota; Fungi; Ascomycota; Leotiomycetes; Helotiales; Amorphothecaceae. The record is from RefSeq and is a predicted model, not a curated record. The coding region runs from base 4 to 345 and encodes 113 amino acids. The transcript has a single exon.
GCGAUGAAGAAGAAGUACGACAUCCCAUUCGGUUCCGGUGGAGCCAAGGCUGCCGGUGCCGACGCUCCAACUCGCAAGGCCGGUGGUGCUGCUGGUCCAAAGCCUCCCGCCACCCCAUCCAAGAACCGAGUUACCAAGCCCGCCGCCAAGAAGAAGGCUGCUACCGCUAAGAGCGCCAAGGGCAAGGGAAAGAAGGCCAAGGCUGAGGAGGAAGUCAAUCAGGAAGAGUCCGAUCACGAUAAUGGCGAUGACGCAGAGGAGGUCAAUGAGGUUGAGCACAAGGAGGACGAGGCCACCUUCGACAAGAAGGACACCGAUGAAGAGGACAACGAUGAGGAAGCUUAGACGUGUCAUGUUUUCCUCGGACACCAAAAUGGCUGGUUUGCUUUGAUCAUUUUUGAGGUGGCUUCUGGCUGCUGAGGUUUGGUCUUUGGUUCUCUACAGGAAUAACUGACAUUUAUGUCUCUGGUGGGCGCUUUUCAUAUCUUGUCGCGGGAAUGGGU